Porites evermanni is the source of this 6999-nucleotide messenger RNA. Lineage: Eukaryota; Metazoa; Cnidaria; Anthozoa; Scleractinia; Poritidae. The record is from the annotation of a GenBank genome assembly.
AUGUGUGAAAUCGAGUAUAAUGAUUUGAUUUUUGAAAUAAGCGAAAAAUUAGAUGAGAGCCUACUUAGACGAAUGAUCAAUAUGUGCAAAAUGUGGAUACCGGAGGGCGAAGCAGUCGGUAUUCAAGAUAUGCUCACGUUUUUCAAAGUCCUUGAAGACAAGAAACGUCUUGGAAUUGAUAAUCUAGAGAAGUUGAAAGAAAUAUUGACACAACUGAAGAAAAGACCGCUGCUUAAGAGGGUAGAAAAGUUUGAAAUCAAACGAAAAGGUAUGUAUUACCGAAAUUUGCAUUUGCAGCCUAAAGCGGAAAUCUGGUGAAGUUAAUCUUGCAUAAACAGUCAGUAGUUGACGUUUUAUUUCCUCAAAUUUUAAUUUUUGAUCAAGCCAGUUAAAACUGGCUUGAUUGAACUUUGGCAAAGAUGGAUUAUUUGUAUAUUGUUACCGUUUUCUUUGAAACAAGCUGGCUCAAUUAGUCUGCGUUUACUCCAGCUCCUAACUGACCCGCCAGAGCCAGAGCGCCGGAACAUAUUGAAAUUCGUUGUUCGUUUGUGGGUUUUGCGUCGGAGAGGUCUGAAUAAACUGGAACGGAAAAUGAAUAUAUUAUAUAUAUUAAUCAAGGUUGUCUUGUGUCAACUUGAGAUUUGACUUGGCAUUUAUAUUACCGUAUUUACCCGUGUAUAAUGCGCACUUUUUUUCCCUGAAAUCGACCUUCAAAUUUACGAUGCGUAUUAUACACGGAUUCCAUUGUUUGGUCAAGAUGAUGCGUAUUAUACACGGAUUCCAUUGUUUGGUCAAGAAAACAAAAGAAGACAAAAACUUUGCAGUAAUUGGUGUUUAAUAAACGCAGUAAAGUAAACUACCAAUGAACUGUUUUCAAUUUCGAUCCAUGAAUAAAUUAAAAUGCCUAUUUAAGAAACAGCUGAUCGAGGAAAACAACAUGUGAGAUUGUCACUAUAGCGAUCAUGGCUACGAAACUUACCACUGUCAAACGUCAAAGUUACACUGUGUCCGACAAGUUAAGAAUAAUCCAGUUUGCAGAGCAACAUGGCAAUCGUGCUGCCGAGCGUGAGUUUGGUGUUUCCGAGAGUAAUGUCAGACUCUGGCGAAAAAGUAAAGAAAACCUCGAGAAGAUGCCUCGACUGAAGCGUGCUAACCGCGGAAAGAAAGCUGCAUGGCCUGAGUUGGAGGUCGAUCUGCUGGCUUGGAUUACCGAGAAAAGAAAUAACGGUCUUGCCAUUCUGCCAUCCAUUGUGCGACUGAAAGCCCUCGAACUAGCCAAGAACGAGAAGUACGGAAUUCCUGAAGGAAGUUUCAAAGCUGGCAAUCACUGGUGUCAGCGCUUCAUGAAGAGGAACGGUCUGUCACUUCGACAGAAAACAACAUUAGCACAACGUCUGCCAGAUGAUUACGAGGAGAAGAUAGUCCGAUUUCAUCGCUACAUCAUUGAUCGCCGUAAAGAACACAACUUCCCACUGCAUCUCAUCGCUAACAUGGACGAAACUCCAUUGACCUUCGACAUGCCACCGAAUCGUACUGUAAACAACACCGGCGAGAAAACCAUCAAAAUACGUACCACGGGGAAUGAGAAGAAUCGAGUAACAGUUGUGUUGGCGUGCUGCGGCGAUGGAUCAAAACUGAAACCGAUGUUAAUCUUCAAGAGGAAAACCAUCCCUAAGAUCAACAACAAGCAUGGAGUCGUUGUUUCAGCCCAACAGAAAGGAUGGAUGGAUUCAGAGCAGAUGAAAGUGUGGAUCGAAAAAGUAUGGCGUGCACGGAUCGGUGGCCUGGGGAGAAGAAAGAGCUUGCUUGUUUACGACUCGUUUGAAGCUCACAUAGAAAGGCGUGUAAAUAGGUGCUCGGUGCAUGCGAUAUUUGUAGUUUAAGUAAGUAAGUAAGUAAGUAAACAUGUAAACAUGUCAUUAAUGAACUCCCAGCUCUUGUUAAUUAAAUGGAAACAUGGAAGUUUUAAUUCUUGGCGUUUAUCUUGAAAUCUUUUUUUUUAGAAUAACGUGGUCAAAAAUUAGGGUGCGUAUUAUACACGGGCGCGCAUUAUACACGGGUAAAUACGGGUACUACUUAGUUUAGUACUGCACGGCAUGUACGGCACUCCGCUCUAGUCCUUCUAUUGAGCACUUUGCCGAUAGACGUGCAUAUGCAUCAACUGGUAUAUUAUAUAUAUUACAUGGGAAUUAAGAUUUGGGCUUCCAGAGUGGUCACCAUGUUUGAAGUUGGUACGCGGCUUUCACUGAAUAGUGGUUCUACAGUUCGUGCAAAAUUGUGUAUAUGACCAUCUUCACGCAGUCCUUUCUAUAAUUUCAGCUAAGUCAGCUGGUAUCAUUUCUUCCUUGAAGCGAGCUGCAGGAACCUUAAUAGGAGGUAAGUGAGUUCCAACAUUAGUAUCCGUUAGUUGGUGGUUACGUCAGGCCAUGCGCACGAUGUUGGUGACCACCCUUUUGGAAAAAAUGGUUUUAAUGCUACAUUUACUGUUACAGUUCCUCUAAACUCGUGUAUAAAAACUUGAUUUUCUGCACGGUUGCACUGUAAUCAAUCUGCAUUACAGAGAGUAUAUAUUUUCUGCAUAAAGCUGUGAUUUAAAGGAAUUAUUUCUUUGUUGACGAAAUGUAGUGUAGUUUUAAGAAGCUAUUUUGCCCUACUAUUAACUAAAAAAUAUAAAGCUUCGAUCUCACUUACCUCUGCAAUAAACCUGCAUUGACCAGAAUAGACAAAGCUUUUCGAGAUGCACAUAUACCAAAGUUUCUCCUGGCUUAAAAUUUGUCGAUGCAUUUUUAUGCUUAUUAAAUGAAAAACAACUUUUUAGCGUUAGAACAUAAUUUUUCAUGCACCAAAUUGUCAGUCACGAUAGUACACAACCGUGCAUAGAGGCUCGAUCGAUUAUCGUUCUUUUUCAUUGCGUGCAUCGUACCUUUGUCGUUGAAGCACCUCUGUUUAAGCACGAUCAUCAUUUAGGUGCAAAGAGAGAAGCACGAAAAUACCUUUAGAACAAAACGUACUCGUAAAUUCAACUCGUAAAGUUGAAAAUGCUUCGUUAACACAAAACUGACUUUCUUACAAGUUGAAAUAUACCAGUUUAUUGUAAUUAUUCUUUCUCGUUUCAACAGCAUAGUCUUUUUCCUCAGAUGAUAUAUCGGCGAUUGUUUGAAAUAGUCUUGAUGGAAACUCGGUUAAGGCUCGAUAAGGGCACCAUGAAGGCACGAUCUAUGCACCAUCAAUGGAAUUCAGGCUCGAUACACCUUUAUUGGCUUCAAAAUGCACUAAUCGUGCAAGCACGAUGUACAAUGACAAAGUUACGGCUUUGAUCACCAACACAGCUCAACACCGUGCACUUACCCGUGACGUCACACAAUGCGCUUUUUUGUAGGAUGACAUGUAUAGUCACGAGCAAAAUCAGCCUGUAGAGGUUCUUAAAAUUGAUUUUAUGUGCAACACUGACAAUAGGCAAGUUUCGUAUUCCCCGACGGCCCUGGGACGAGAGACUUCUUAGCAUGAUUGUGAGGCUAAUGCUGGUCAACCUUCUUGGCGAAAGCAAAAACAAACAAAAAGGUAAAUUUCGGCUAUCAGUAAGAUUUCAAAGCUUAAACUGUACCAAUAAGCUAAAGGGAUAACUGUUUCAAACAACAAAACGAGGGACUAACAGAGAAAUGAAAAAAGCGGCAAAGCGAAACAAAGAGGUAAACUUUUGAAGUUUGAAAAUGUUAAAGUUUGUUAAAAUGACAAUAUUCCGUUCCCUUGAAUGUUCACACUUCUUGUUAUUCUAUUUCACCAUUGUGUACAUCUCUAACAUGGAUUUUAAAUUGCUCAGUAUAUCGUCUGAGUGUAUAAAAUUCCUUGUUCAACUUCUUGUCGAGUAAAAUGUGUGUACGUUGUUUUCCACAUGUGACUAAAUAUUUUGAUCCAGGCCGGUUGAACUUCUUUAUCCACGAAACGUACCCAUGCGGAUUUUUGUUGUUUCAAAUACACGAGAAUCUUCAUCCACUUGGUUAGAAUCUUAGAAAAACGUCAACUCAAUUGAAAGAAGGUUUCAGUUUAUCCUACAGGCUAUCGAUAUAAGCACGUCCACUUCAAUGGAAGGUAUGGCUUAAAGACGUUUUAACGAUCCGCACUGAAAAUAACAUUAAAAUGGCUUCAGGGACCAUACUCACCAACCUUUAUUUUGGUAAAUUUCUGAUAAGGCUCGUUGUUUGUUUCGGUGACAAUGAGCUGAUUUUCCUUUUGCUAUUUGAAACAAUGAUUUCUCAAGCCUGUAAGUAAGUUUUAAUCCCUCCUUUCUUUCAGUGUUUAAGAUUUCAAUUGUUUUCCUGCAAGUCAGCUGCAGUUUUCUCGUGCUUGUUUGUCUUCUUGGUGAGAAGUGACCUGCACUAUUAUAGCCUCCCUUUCGCGCGAAAACAACUACUCGUCCGGUCGCCCGGGAGUACGAAACGUGCCUGUUUGGUUUCAUCAAUAAGUGACUGAUUCUGACAGGUCGAAUUGUUAAAUUUAAAGCUAGUAUUGGAAAAUGAGGCAUAAAGCAAGUUGUUCUCAUCUCCUGAUUCACGGUCUGACUCGAUAUAAUUUGUCAGGUUGAAUGGAAUUGGUUCUUUUCUAUUAGGUGCUCCCUUCGCCAAUUUUUUUACGGAGGUUCUUGAUCCGCAGUUUCGUUUAAGCGGGCACUGUACGUGUUUUAACUUUGUAGAUCUGUGUACCAAAAAAGGGCAUGAUAUUGAUCAAAUGAAUGCAAUGCAAAGUAUCUAGCUCUGAAAAAAAUACAACUAACCCUCAUUCUUUAUUAUUAUAAACUCCCUCCCCCAGUAACCGCCCGAGGCUGUAACGAGCCUCUCCCUGAGUUGAAACGUAAAAUAUUGCAGAUUGUUUAUCUGAGGCUCCUCAUGUUUUCACAGCGGUUAGGAUGGUGUGUAAUUUCCGCACACUUGCGGGUAGUAUUGUAUUGGUUGGCAGUGGCCUGGCUCUGCGAAGUUGCUCUAGUUUUGAAGAAUACAGCGACGCCUUCAACAAGGUUGUUUUGCCUGCUUUUACCAAGCUUGUUGAGCUGAGUGAAAGCUCUCUAUGCUUUACAGUGCUAGCCGAAACACCGUCAGCUCUAAAAGAGUUAUGGAACAUUUACAACAACGAAACUUUGAAGAAUCGUCUUCAAAGUUUUCUUGUAACCGAAGAAAUCAAACAACUGGUAAAGGGAGAAGAAAUGGAGGUGACCGUUUACAUCGAUGAAAAGGAAUAUAGAGCAGCUUAUCUUGAUCUCAUGUUCCAACAAAAUCACGGUUAGUCAGAAUACCUUUUCUUGUAUCUUGACCAGUGAACGUACUAGGGGACUGGGACUGGAGUUGCGGGCCUCUUUAUUUAUUGUUUAUUUAGGUUUUAAUAGUUUUAAAUAUGGCAGUUGCCUAAAACCAGUCUAGUAUCUAUCCAGGUAAGGCAUCUUAUGAACUCAGGGUUGUGCAGGGACUUAUGACUUUGCAAUAUAGCACUUGAAUCUACCAGGAGAAAUAUCAGUUUCUAGACAUGAUUGAAGAUUGUUACCUCAAGUACAAAUUUUAGUGCGUCAAAAGAAAAUGUUGCUGUUCAAUUGUUUGUAAUAUCGGUUUUUUUAUUAUUUUAUUUUUAAUAUGUAAAGGGUGAAUAAUAGAAAUUACAGAGACUUUACAACAAUUAUUCACCAAAGUGGAGGUGGCUAGUAGUGAAUAUUUACCGAGUUAUUUAGCGGCGAGUUAAAUCUCCACCACUAGCCAUCGACACUGAGGUGAAUAAUUGUUUUAGUAUGUACUAAAACAGUGAGAUAAUUAAGCUCAAAAAUGAUGAUUUUUAACUCAUUUACUGUUGCGAACGAUUACAGUUUUGGCGCACAAUGACCGAACGGCCGCGGUCGUUGCUUUUUCUUGCCGACAGAUAAGACUUUUGAAGGCAUUUGUUUAGCUCUUGCGGGGAAAUUUCUUCAAAAUGAGUUGUGAACUAUUUUUGUAGUUAAAAUCAUUCUGUAAAAAAGAUUAUUAAAUUUAUGAACAAGUCCACCAAAUAAAGUAAGGCAAGACUUAAGCUUAAUUAAACAUUGGUACACAAAAAACUUUUUCACCGGUUUUAUCGAUAAAUUCAAGUCAAAAAGACAAAGUUUUACCUGUUCAACUUCGUCACCUUCUUCGUGUAUUUCGGGAACAGCUUGCUUGAUUAGUUGUGAAAUUUCUUGUUUGUAACGGCAGCAAACCGGGAAGGCAUUUUGCUCCCAACUUACGCGAGUUUGGCGUCGCUCGCUCGGAGGAACUGGAGGAGAAUCAGUGAAUAGGUUUGGUUUUCAAAGCCGGUGCUUUUCGCUACUAGUGGGCUAUAACAAAUAGCCUAGUAGUAGCUCAACUAAUCAGAACGAAGCAUUGAUAAUAGCCCUCUGGUUUACUAAUACAGGAUAUUCACUGAUUGGGUAGCCAAUCAGAGCGCGCGAAAAACACUAUCCACUAUUUUAGUAUAUACUAAAACAAUAUAAGGCACUAGUCACUUUUUUCAUCGAUCCAUUGAAAUGGAAAUAUUUUUAGCUGCUUUGGUAUAAAUUUGUUAAGGAUGUCACAUCUCUUAAAAGAAGCGUGAGUGGCUUCUCGAUCCUACUUUGUUUACAAAUAUGCUUGAAUGUCCUAUCUUACUUAAUCUUAAAGUGAAAUAGAGGUCAGUCACCUAGGCAGCCAUUAUCUUGGGUUCUCAAAAAUAGCUCCUGCCCAAAAUAUAUCAGCUGCUAGGACAAUGGGAUAGCCUACGUUCAAACAAAACAUUUUCCCGUAGUCAAAUAUUUCAUGACAGGUAUACUAUCGGUUUAGUUCUUUCUUAUCCUUUUCGACAGGUGCUGAUAACGUCAGCCAGGAAGGUAGCAGACAUCGAAGGAACUCAGAUUCAUUUCUUUCUCUCAGCCCAAAGGAGAAUGAAGUGACUUUGAUGCUACUGAACCAGGCGGAAAAUAAAUGGAAUUUCAAGAUGCAAAUUCUUGAAGUUGAGAUUGACAAACUAAAA